CGUGAAGAAAAGGCAACCAAACAAAGAGAGACAGAGGCCUUCUUCCUCUCCUGUUCGUCCUCCCUCCGCUGCUGCUUGCCUGCUUCCAUCGCCGGCUCCCCUCUCGAUCGAUCCAUCCACGGUCGGUCGGUUGAGUCGUCGAAUGGGUCUGCUGUUCGUGCAGGUGCUCCCACGGGGCAACGGGGACCCCGGCUCCCCGGCGGCGACGGUGCUCCAGUGCCGGCGGUGCCGCCUCGACGCCGCCUCCAUGGGCGCCAUCCUCUCCAGGGAAUUCCAGGGGCGCAUCGGCCGCGGCUACCUCUUCGAUCGCGUGGUGAACAUAACCCUGGGCCCUAACGAGGAUCGGGAAUUUACGACUGGGCCGCAUAUAGUGAAUGACAUUUACUGUAUCUGCUGCCAAGAAAUUAUUGGCUGGAGAUAUGAGAAAGCGUACGAGGAGAGCCAAAAAUACAAGGAAGGGAAAUUCAUCUUGGAGAGAGCUUUGAUGUGCAAAGCCCCGUGAAAGAUCUCAUGCCACGGAAUGCAGGAACUGUAAGUAAUUGUGUAGAAAAUUUUAGUUGGACAAACCUGGAUAAAGACAAAGGUUGUAUGCAUAGCCACAUGAACUACUGCAGUACUGGAAAGAUGUGGGUGGCUUGUGAAUGAUGAUUGGCACAGAACAGCAUUAGUUCUGUGGUACAUUUCGGUACUUCACGCAAACAGCUAACCAGGGAGUGGUUCAAAAUUUGGUUGGCGCUCUUUCUGUUU
Molecule: messenger RNA, 747 nt
Organism: Setaria italica (foxtail millet)
Lineage: Eukaryota; Viridiplantae; Streptophyta; Magnoliopsida; Poales; Poaceae
Product: putative yippee-like protein Os10g0369500
Exons: 3
Coding region: 143-502 (119 amino acids)
Source: RefSeq, a predicted model, not a curated record